AUGGGCAGCAACGGCGAUUUCCACGUUUCCACAGGUAUCACUCCUCCAAAGGGACCUGUCUCAUACUCGACAUACAAAUCUCCCUAUGGACCUAAAUACAAGAUUCAACCAAACAUCGCCGGAUGGACCCCAAAGGCAGCUUCCAAGGUUGGCCUUACUUUAGCUGGAUUCGGUGCUACAGCUGGAUUCUUCGCCCUUUUCUUCUUCUCCGACAUCCCUAGAGUACGAAACGACAUUAUGGUUAAAAUCCCAAUUAUUGGUGACCGCUGGAGAAAGGAAGUCCCUGCAUCCGACAACCCUUUUUAA
Botrytis byssoidea is the source of this 306-nucleotide messenger RNA. RefSeq lists its product as uncharacterized. Bases 1 to 306 code for a protein of 101 amino acids. The transcript is spliced from 6 exons. NCBI's taxonomy places the organism in Eukaryota, Fungi, Ascomycota, Leotiomycetes, Helotiales, Sclerotiniaceae. Gene Ontology annotation, biological process: mitochondrial electron transport, ubiquinol to cytochrome c. The record is from RefSeq and is a predicted model, not a curated record.